AUGGCAAAGCCUUUGCCUCCCGCCUACUUGCGCACCAAAUUUGAAGCUGUCCAGUUACGUGCCCGCUUUGAUCAGAACAAAAAUGUAACUGACCCAGUCAAGGCAAAAAAGCUCGUGGAAGACGGAUGGGCUGAACUUCAGAAAAAUAAAGCUGCUUUCCCAUUCCUGUACCCAACAUCUCCCGGUGGUGUUGCCUAUGAACGACAUGAUUACCACUCCCCUGAUUAUUUAUUGGACCUUUGGCAUCCCGUGGAAAAGCUGCAAUACCCGGAUUACUUUGCUCUGCGCGAGAAAAGAAAAGCCGAAUUUAUCGAGCGAUGGAAAGCACGUUACGGGGAGCCAGAACCAGACAGUGGACACUAA
Molecule: messenger RNA, 363 nt
Organism: Mesocestoides corti
Lineage: Eukaryota; Metazoa; Platyhelminthes; Cestoda; Cyclophyllidea; Mesocestoididae
Source: the annotation of a GenBank genome assembly